Penicillium subrubescens is the source of this 2142-nucleotide messenger RNA. RefSeq lists its product as uncharacterized. The record is from RefSeq and is a predicted model, not a curated record. The transcript is spliced from 3 exons. NCBI's taxonomy places the organism in Eukaryota, Fungi, Ascomycota, Eurotiomycetes, Eurotiales, Aspergillaceae. Bases 1 to 2142 code for a protein of 713 amino acids.
AUGGGCAGAUCGGAGCCUCCAUUCAUUUACGAUCGUCCGACCACCUACAGUUUCUAUGGCCCGACCGAUCCAAGCUUCAACCCCAAGGCCGUGACGCAAGCGAGUCGAACUCGUCCACCACCAAGGCUCACGCAAAAGGGCCCGUUGGUGAAUAUCAACCGACACCCCGACUCAUGGGGCGGUCUCGACUCGAAGUCAACAUGGACGCCAAUGAGUCCCAAUACAAAGACUAAAGUCACCGUUGCGCGACAAAUACAGUUGGUGUUGCGAGUCUUCGCUCUUUUGGGCGCACUUGGAUCUCUGUUCUGCUCGAUUGUGAUCAACAACGUUGCGACUACCGUCAUCUGGAUCAUUCGGGCUGGUCCUAUUGUCGCAAUUCUUCAUACUCUCUAUGCCAUUUACCAUCUCUGUCGCUCUCCAGUGAACCGACCCCCCGCUUCACAAGCUAGCUAUGGCUUGUUCGCCUCCACUCUGGAUGCGGGACUCAUUCCGUUCUACGUGUUUACCGCCUUCAUGGCUCAUGGAGAAUACACCACCGAUGUCUACAAAUGGGGCACUCUAUUCGACAAUGAUGCCGUGACCGUUCAGGUGGCCGAAGCUACUUUUAUCUGUGCUCUCGCCAAUGGCGGCCUGCACCUUGUUUCGCUCGCAUUGUCGAUCUUCUUGGCCGUCAUGUUCCGCAAGAUCUCUCAUCUACCUCCAGAUAUGAACCCGCUGGAAGAUAACUUGACCGCUCGUCCUCGCAAGAGUCGCAAGGAACUCGAUGUGGAUGAGAAGCAUCUAAGCUCAUCCACUCUACACUCGAGUCUCGAAGACCCGCUCAUUGGUCCUCCUCGCUCUAUGCCGUUUAUGCAUACGCGUGGUCAAUCUUUGGCCAGUGAUUCUAACCGUGGAUCAGUUGAUAUGAUGAACGUGAAGCGUCAAUCUGUAGUAUCUGUGCCCCCACACCGGCUAUCUCAUUUGGAGCCAUCAAGCCCCGAGAUGUUGUUCCAGCAUCCUGCUAGCCAGCCCUAUGAUAUGACCUCAGAAGCCCCUGCUCCGGGAUACCGCAAUGUGCCUGCCCGUUCACCCGAAGUCGUGGAUUCUGCUACCCACACCCACCUGGCAUCUCUCACUGCGGAUAGGUUGGACUCGGUCAGCCCCUUGUCUGGCAAUUGGGUUGCAUAUCCCGACCGCGAUCCAUCCCCAGUCAGCGAAGCCAACAAUGAAAACGAAGCCAAUAUUCGUCAAUCAUCAUCCGCCUACAGUCGCCGCACCAUCUCUACAACCACCUCGCAAGGUGGGAAUGGUUUCCGAGACUGGUUCGCAUAUGGACAGAAGCCUGCGAGUAUUGGAAGCGUUAUCCCUGAGGAUACCCGCGGAGAGUAUGCAUCGCUAGCAAUGCACGAGCAUUAUGGAAACGACGAAGAAAAGCCCGAACAGGACCUCGGUGACCGACGCUUUAAUAUUUUCCCUGACCCCGAAGAGCACGAUCACGAUCAUGAUGAUGAGCGUUCUCACGGUCUUCCCUUCAAUCCUCUGAUGCUCAACCCCCCGACCCCCCAGCCAAUCCUCACGGAGAAGGCCAAAGACACCGAUCCCAUUCGACGAAGCGUCCUGGGUGACAACCUCAACAUCUCCAACCAGCAAGCUCAGGUCAUUGGUACUUAUGAAUCACUCGACUCCCCAUCGUCAAAGACCCGGUACUAUGGUAAUCUAGAGGAAGAGGGCAAGCCUGGUCUGGACACGUCACGGCACGCCAGUGGUCAAGAUGACUUGACUCGCAAGCCAACGAAGCUGUCCAAGAAACGCAACAAGAAAAUGUCCGCCUACCAAUCCCUAAAGAAGGAUGACAGUGGUGAUGAGGGUUAUGUCAACUCCCGGAGUGUAACUGAAGGAGACCGGAAGGGUCGUGUUGUCAGCAACUCCGGUGCUGACACUGCUCGAUCUGGCCUCGUUAGUGGUGUUGGUGCCUCUCUGUCCUCCUAUGGAAGCUACAUUGCCGGAUUGGGUGUUGGACGUCGCCGCGAUGUAAGCGGUAAAGUGGCCGAGGAAGGUCGCAGCUUGAACGUUGUUGAUGAGGCUGAAAUCCCAAGUUCGCCCCCAAGCCAGAAGCCAACACCAGCUCGGGCUGCUGGAUGGGCACGAUUUGCAGGACUGUGA